CAGUACAGUAGGUGGCGUUGUAUGCACCUUAAACGUCGAAUGCAAUCUGUCAACCCAAAGAAGAAGAAGAAGACUUUCCAAUGUAAACAAACCGUAGGCUAAUCGUGAGCAUGGCGAGAAAUAUGGACAGUCUCGUAAAGGCCCAUGGAGGCGGAGGGUAUGACUCCGACUUCAGUGAUGACGAGGGCCAGGGGGAGACGUCUCAACGUGGAGUGAAAAGGAAACGUGAGGAUGAUCUUCUGCGGAAGCCCUUUCAGAAAGGAAGACACACAAAGGUGGCACAUAGGGAUGUUGCCACUCAUGAAUAUGACAGGGAGGAAGCCAGAAACCGACGUCAUCACCUGAUAUCAAUGAAUGCUUUUGAGAGACAUAAAAAGUUUGUCAGUGACUACAUAUUGUAUUAUGGUGGGAAAGUGGAGGAUCUCAGACGCUCCACGGCCAAUGAUAAAUCUGACCUGGAUGUGGUGCGUGAAAACCAUCGCUUCCUGUGGCGGGAUGAGGAUGAAGAAGAAAUGACAUGGGAGAAAGAACUAGCAAAGAAGUACUAUGACAAGCUCUUCAAAGAGUACUGUAUCGCUGACCUAAGCAGAUAUAAAGAAAACAAGUUUGGGUUCCGAUGGCGCGUAGAAAAGGAAGUCGUCUCUGGCAAAGGCCAGUUUCUGUGUGGGAACAAGCGCUGUGAGAAGGAGGAUGGCCUGAAGAGCUGGGAGGUGAACUUUGCCUAUGUGGAGCAGGGAGAGAAGAGAAACGCACUGGUCAAACUCCGACUCUGCCCCGAGUGCUCCUUCAAACUCAACUAUCAUCACAAGAGAAAGGAGGUGAUCGCCAAGAGAAAAAGACCAAAGUCGUCUGAGGAAAAUGAAGUUGAGCCACAGUCAAAAAGAUCCAAGAAAGGCUCCAAGAAACACAAAAACAAACAUAAAAGGAAGCACAAAGACCACUCCUCCCCCAGUAACUCUGAGGACGACUCCCAAGAGUCAGACAAAGCAGAGGGAGAACACAGUGAGGAGCCAGAUAGCCUGUCGGAGGCAGACCACUGGAAAGGCCCAGCCCCCACCAUGGAGGAGAAGUCCAGGGAGGAGAAGUUUGACGAGUACUUUGAGGACAUGUUUCUUUGACCACCUUGACCUUGGAUUUCUGCCAGCAAGAGUCUGUGUGUCCAGACAUUGAUGUUAUUGAUUUGGUUUUAGAAGUUGUCCUCGUUGAAUAUUUGAGUUUAUCGGAAGCUAAAUAAAAUCUCAUUUUUUAUUUAUUUUUUACAACUGAAAUAAAGACUACAAUAUGCAUAGAGUGCCAUGUAAAACCACGAAGAACUGCCAAGAAAGAUCAAUAUCAGAAGAAAACUAGAGGAAGCAAAACAUUCAACCAUGGUAGUAGAGACACCAAAUAAAACCCAAUGCAUUGGAAAGUGCAUGUAUUAACACAUCGUUAAUGUUCUUCCUGUAGGGUUAUCGUUGACCAAUGUUCUGUCUAUAGGGUUAUAGAUGUCCAAACCAAUGUUCGAUGCUGUAGCGCUACAAUUUGGAAGCUGUGAAUUAUGCCUGAAGUGGCCCGUGUGCUCUUUUCGUCAGGAAAUUCAGAUGCGUGUCCAUUGCCCGGAGAUUAGACACAAUGGCUUUAAUCUUCAGUAAUUACUCUCUCUUCUUUCUAAAGGAGUCCACAGAUACAGUGAGUUAACCUGCAUGAACGGUUAUCAUGCGUUAAAGAGGAAGUCGACCAUCGUACAUAUUCUACUUUGAUCGGUGUUUCUCUGUGCUAAUAAAUGUGCCCUAUUACCCAAUUAAAGAGUUUGGAUGUCAUAUUACAAUACUGUAGGCAUAUGUUGUCACGGAGAUAAGAUUGCAUUUGAUUGAAUAACCUUUUGCUCUGAAUUGUCCUUGAUUGAAAAAUGUACACUGUCUUACAUACUAUAUGUGUCAUAUAGUUAAUGCAGUGUACUGUUUAAAAAUAAAGUGCUCUAUAACGGCUGUA
Messenger RNA from Oncorhynchus keta (chum salmon), 1971 nucleotides. It is a transcript of the gene fra10ac1, whose product is annotated as FRA10A associated CGG repeat 1. The record is from RefSeq and is a predicted model, not a curated record. Gene Ontology annotation, biological process: dephosphorylation. Gene Ontology annotation, molecular function: phosphatase activity. Bases 111 to 1118 code for a protein of 335 amino acids. NCBI's taxonomy places the organism in Eukaryota, Metazoa, Chordata, Actinopteri, Salmoniformes, Salmonidae. The transcript has 14 exons.